GGGAAUCAUAAUGGUGUUUCUGUUCUCACUUGCACUCAAACCCUAGACCAUGUCCAUCGUCCCCAGAGGCAACAAUUGCUCGGUCAUAUCGGAAGAUCCCCGCACCCGGAUCGUGUCGCCAGUUCGAACGCCAAGACAUCGCCAAGCGUCGUCAGGUAUCGCGAGUGUCUAAAGAACCACGCUGCCAACAUCGGUGGGAACGUUUACGACGGGUGCGGCGAGUUCAUGCCUAGUGGAGAAGACGGGACGCUCGAAGCGUUGAAAUGCGCUGCCUGAGACUGCCACCGGAACUUCCACCGCAAGGAGGUUGAUGGCGAGACCCAACAAUUCGGAGGUAAUCAUCUCGGUCGAAGAAGCUUGAUGCUUAAACCUCUUAAGUUGCCUCCACCUUUGCCAUCUCCAACCAUGCUGCACCACCACCACCAUCAAAAGUACACGAGCCCACCCAGUGCAAUGAUUGCACCGAUGAAUGUAGCGUUCGGCGGAGGAGGUACCGAGUCUUCCAGCGAGGAUCUCAACAUGUACCAGUACAAUCCCGAGGGAAUGCCGCCGGCACCCCCUUAUGUCUUUUCAAGAAAGAGAUUCAGAACUAAAUUCACGCAGGAACAGAAGGAUAAGAUGUCGGAAUUAGCCGAGAAACUGGGCUGGAGAAUCAACAAACAAGAUGAAGAUGAAGUGGAGAAAUUUUGCAUCGAGUACGGUAUCAAAAGGCAGGUUUUCAAGGUCUGGAUGCACAACAAGAAGAACGUGAAGAAGCCACCCCAAGAUGAGUAA
Hibiscus syriacus is the source of this 774-nucleotide messenger RNA. RefSeq names its product zinc-finger homeodomain protein 5-like. The record is from RefSeq and is a predicted model, not a curated record. Gene Ontology annotation, cellular component: nucleus. The transcript has a single exon. NCBI's taxonomy places the organism in Eukaryota, Viridiplantae, Streptophyta, Magnoliopsida, Malvales, Malvaceae. The coding region runs from base 361 to 774 and encodes 137 amino acids. Gene Ontology annotation, molecular function: transcription cis-regulatory region binding; DNA-binding transcription factor activity. Gene Ontology annotation, biological process: regulation of DNA-templated transcription; regulation of developmental process.